AUGUUCCACACCGAUGUUAUGAGCUCCACGACUGAGAACCUUUCGUCUCUUAUUUCAAACUGUGUUACGGCGAAAAGCUUGAAGCAUGCCAAAGCCUUGCACUCUCACAAAACCGCUCUUUUCUUUGGCGCUUUUCUCGCCAAUGGACUCAUCGAUUUGUAUUCCAAAUGUGGCUGCUUAGAGAGUACCCACAAAGCCUUUGAUGAUCUUCCCAAUAAGACAACACGUUCGUGGAACACACUGCUCUCUCUUUACUGCAAAAGAGGAGUUUUCAAUUAA
This is a messenger RNA of Lathyrus sativus (Indian pea), 279 nucleotides long. The record is from the annotation of a GenBank genome assembly. Lineage: Eukaryota; Viridiplantae; Streptophyta; Magnoliopsida; Fabales; Fabaceae.